GCCCCGCGGUGAGUGCGGCGCGGCGGAGGGGCUGAGGGCAAGGGGUUGAGGGCAAUGGACUGGCGGUGUGAGCUCGCCCCGGCUCUUCCAGGGGGCUCGGUGUUCGCAAUCUCGCUUCCCGAAGCAUCUCUCGGUGCGGGGUUUCAAAUAAUGCGAGGCGGCAGGAAAGCGAAAACGAAAGCCGCGGAGCUGCGAGGAGGGCGCAGCGCGGCGGGAGGUGGGCAGGGAGCGGCGGGCAGACAAAGGCGAAACGCCGCUCGGGUCGAGGGGGUGGCACUGAACCCUGCCCAAAAGACAGCAGAAUUCCCCUUCGUUAUCCUGGGAGCUCAGACUUUCCUUGGCUUCCACACCGGUACACGCGUUCUCAGCAGAAAUUGCAAUUUCAGGAGUGUGACAAGCGCGUGGAUUUUCCUUUUUCUUUUUUUUUUUUUUUUCAGUGAGUUUUUCUUACAGGUUUUCAGUUUAACGCUCAGCUACUUGCACCGUCCGCCCGGGCCCAGUGAGCCCCCCGAGCCGUGCUGGGGUGGCAGGGCUGCAGGCUGAGCCACGCAGGGAGCGGGUUCUUCAUGAGCUGGCAUUAGCUGCUGAGGAAAUUCCUUCGGGGCAGCGCUUCCUCUGCAUGCCCAGCGCAACGCCUGGCCCUGAGCGCAGCCCUUGGGUGCUCUAACCUUGCCGGCUAACGGCAGUCCUCGAGAUGGCGGCCACGGCAGAAUUCAACAGUGUCCGGUCAGUGGCAGAAGUGCCAGAGGGAGAUGAUGCUAAGCAUGUUUUCCAUCACAGAAUGUUCUUGGAACCUCAGGAGGAGAAGAGGAACUUGAAGGCUCUGAUGGUUAAGCGAGCAAAGGAAACUUGCAGCUGCACGCCAGCCAAAGUUAAAGACUGUGUUUUCAAUUUCUUUCCCAUCUUGCAAUGGCUUCCUAAAUACAAACUAAAAGAGUGCCUACUGGGAGACCUAAUGUCUGGUGUGAUUGUGGGAGUCUUACUAGUCCCACAGUCAAUUGCCUAUUCUCUCUUGGCUGGACAGGAGCCUAUCUACGGCCUUUAUACGUCCUUUUUUGCAGGCAUUAUUUAUUCCAUAUUUGGAACAUCUCGCCACAUCUCCGUUGGUAUCUUUGGUGCACUUUGCCUGAUGGUGGGCCAGGUGGUGGAUCGUGAAGUGCAGAGAGCUGGCUACGACUUGGAGGCAGCCACUGUUCAUGCCCACACAGAUACAGUCACGCAUGUAAACACCACCAUUGUGCCUCUGAACCAGACGUCGCAGGUCCUGCUCUGUGAUAAAACCUGCUAUGCAAUAAAAGUGGGAGCCACCGUGACCUUCGUAGCUGGAGUUUAUCAGGUGGCCAUGGGUUUCUUUCAAGUGGGCUUUGUCUCAGUGUACCUCUCCGAUUCGUUGCUCAGCGGAUUUGUCACGGGUGCCUCCUUUACCAUCCUGACUUCACAAGCGAAGUAUCUCCUGGGUCUGGACAUUCCACGGAGCAGUGGUGUCGGCUCUGUCAUAACCACAUGGACAAACAUCUUCAGAAACAUACACAAGACCAACAUCUGUGAUCUCAUCACCAGCUUCUUGUGCUUUCUUGUUCUUAUCCCAACCAAAGAGCUUAACGAACACUUUAAAUCCAGGCUUAAGGCUCCAAUACCAAUUGAAUUAGCUGUGGUUGUGGCAGCUACUCUGGCAUCUCACUUAGGGAAGCUGAGAGAAACAUACGGCUCGAGCAUUGCUGGGGAGAUCCCAACUGGGUUUCUGCCACCCAGACCUCCAGAAUGGAACCUCAUUCCGAAUGUGGCUUUGGAUGCAAUCCCCAUAGCCAUCAUUGGCUUUGCCAUCACAGUCUCCCUCUCUGAGAUGUUUGCCAAGAAGCAUGGUUACACCGUGAAGGCCAACCAGGAAAUGUAUGCCAUUGGCUUCUGCAACAUCAUUCCCUCUUUCUUCCAUUGCUUCACAACAAGUGCAGCUCUUGCCAAGACUCUUGUCAAAGAGUCAACAGGCUGUAGGACCCAGAUUUCUGGCAUAGUGACUAGUUUGUUAAUCCUAAUAGUCCUCCUUGUGAUUGCGCCAUUGUUUUAUUCCCUUCAGAAAUGUGUCCUUGCUGUCAUAACUAUUGUAAACCUCAGAGGAGCCCUGCGAAAGUUCAAAGACCUGCCAAAAAUGUGGCAUUUGAGCAGGGUGGACACAGUAAUCUGGAUAGUUACUAUGGUAUCCUCAGCACUCAUCAGUACUGAGAUUGGUCUUUUGGUUGGCGUUUGCUUCUCUAUGCUCUGUGUCAUUUUCCGAACUCAGAAACCAGAGGCACCCUUGCUUGGCUGGGUGGCAGAGUCUGAAACAUACGAAUCCCUGUCUGCUUACAAGAACUUGCAAACUAAGCCAGGAGUCGUGGUGUUCCGUUUCGAAGCACCCCUCUACUAUAUCAACAAAGAGUGCUUCAGAUCCACGCUGUACAAGCAAACUGGAGUCAACCCAGCCCAGGUGAAGGCAGCAAAGAAAAAGGCAGCAAAAAGAAUGCUUAGACACAAAGAGGCGGGUUCUGGUGGCAACCAAACCAGCAUCUCCUUGGAGCUUGUCUCUGAACCCUUGGGGUUUCACACAAUAGUGAUCGACUGCUGUGCAGUGCAGUUCCUGGACACAGCAGGAAUACGCACGCUCAAAGAGGUCUGCAAGGACUACAAGGAGAUAGAUGUCCAGGUGCUACUGGCCCAGUGCAAUCCUUCGGUGAGGAGUUCCCUGAUCCGUGGAGAAUUCUUCAAAGAGGGCGAGGACCACCUUCUGUUCCACAGUGUGCACCAGGCUGUGGACUUCGCAUUGGGUGUGCAGGAGCACAAUAGGACCUGUGCUUCUAAAAACUAGCUGGAGGAAGGCAGCAAAUUGGAACAAACCCUGGAAAAAAACGCGUAUGAAACAUACGUGCACUCAGAUGGAAAGAGGCAGGGUUGCUGGUAACACAUUGGUUACUGUGCAGUGUGUUUUAAUGCUUUACUUUGCCAGGUGUAAUGAUUCAACAGGUGGUACUGAGUGAAGGCAAUUCUUAACUUGAUUGUGACCAGUCUGUGAACCAAAGAGUUUUCAUGUGGAUUUUCAUCUCAUUUCUCUUCUGUCAUCAACUUUCCAUUUCUGUUCCCCCCCCGAGUUUUGAUCAUCAGCAUUAAAGUCUUUCUGGAUGGGACAAGAUCCUGAAGGAGUCUGGGCAUCCUGUCUAACGAAAUGCUACAAGGCAACUUACUGUUUGUCCCUAGUUGUGGUAUUGCUUUUUCAUAUCAUCACACCUUUAUAUUUUUAAGGAAUGACUGACGGGGACUGUUUGCUCUGGUCUAUAACAUGUAGUCCUUAGCUGGUGAUUUUGAAACAGCUAGGUAAGUAAAAUCUAGACAUGCAGGAAAAAAGUCUUAACGAAUAGCUUUUAACUACCUAUCACCUCUAAAUGCUUUGUCGUCAUCUUCUGACAGGCUAAUGCAGCCAGAUCAACAGGGACAUGGUUUUCUAAUUUCUACACAUGAUUUUCUAAUUUCUUUACAUGCCAGGAAAGAUUGUCUCUUUAGCUUGGUUCUCUUUGAAUAAUCUGGAAGGGUUUUUAUUCGGAGGAGAUUGUUUAGAAGUCUGAUUCAUGCUUAUGGUCGAUCGUUCAUUUUCCUAAUGUCUAGGAGCACUUCAGAAUUGUGAACAUUAGAUAUGAAGAUCUGUAAUUCAUGGGUCUCAACACACUGCAGCUCUUCGUAGCCAGUUUUACAAGCCAGGCAGAGUCACAGGAGCCAAAAUGAAAAGGGCCUCAUAGACUAGCCAGCAUCUGUCAGUGUCACACAGACUUCGUGUAUGAAUACAGGUUUUAUUGACCAUAAAUCCUUUACACGUGUUCAGUCAUGGGCAUUUUGGAAUGGGGAUGGUAGGCCAGGAAGUACAGUCAUUAGAAAAAGAGCCAGAGAGGUCUGCUGGAAGCUGUUCACCAUGUUAGUGUAAAUAAAACUUUGUACUUUGCUUUUAAAUUAUGCAGAACCGUGAAGAGUGUCUAUUGUUCAUCCUAAAGUAGAAGCACUGAGUAGGAAGGCUGUUCUCUGUUCUAACAGCAAUAGAAUACAAUUAUGAAAGCAUGAUUGAAAGAUUAACUUUUUUUUUAACUGAGUGCCAGCUAUACCUAGAACACCAUACACACUUGGAAGAGGGUGGUUUCUCCCAGGGGAGUUUAUAGUCUGAGCUGCAGUUUCUUGGCAGCUUUUACAAGGGAAAAGAUCUUUUAUACAGACAAUAUGCUUAGUCUUGAUCAUUCAAAAAUAAUGAAUCAAGAAUCAAAAAGGUAAUAAAAUGCAAUGUAAGUCAUGAAACAUCUUCUAAAUAGAAAUCUAUUUUCUUUUUAGGAUUAUUUUCUUCUUUUUUUCUGAGCAACUAGUAACUAGUAACUUCUUUCAAUGAAAGCUGAAAUGUCACGUCACUUCGCUCUAGGAGCUGAGACCUCAAGAGAAGGAAUAGAUAGCAGAAAGAUGAGUCCCAGGACCUGGCAACAUUUAUAUGUUGUGUCCUGCAUUUUUAGGACAUUGUAGAAGCAUGUAGAAAUAUUUAGGAGAUGGGCAGAGGGACACACUGUAGCAUAUAACUGAGAUCCUUGAAUUAUGUGUUCUAGAACUGGCAUUAUUAAGGCAAAAGCAGGUCUUCAAAUACCAGAGAUAAAAUUCUAAUGCUUCUGCAGUGUUCAAAAAGCACAAAUAUUUUUCUUUCGUAGCCUUAGGGCGUGUUUAUACAAGGAGAUGAAUCCCAAACAGCUACUGCUGUUUUUUUUUUUUUCAUUUUUUUUCUGCAGUUUGGAUAAUUAUAAUUAGCAAGCUUAUGUUACCAAAGUGGGGGCCAGCGUCAGGAGGGAGCAGCCAUGUCCUCAGCAGCCCCAGCAGCCAGGCUCCUGCUUCAGGAGGGCUUUUCACUUUAAGCAAAAUCCUCCAUGCCAUUUUUAAACACUGAUUUUAGCUACUACUUUUCAAGACAGCAGAAUAGUGCUAGAAGCAGUGCCCGCUCCUCAAAGUCGUGAUGAAAAAUUAAAUCACAACAAACAAUAAACAGAGUACCCUGUUGAGGCAAAUUUUCAUGCUUACCCCCAGCCACUCUUUCUCACUCCCUUGCCCCUCGGGCAUGUAGCUGAGAGGGAGGGGAGGACCGAGAAGCUGCUCUGGCCCACCAGGAGACGUCCUCUGAAGCAGGGAUAAAGUAAAGUAGAAGCUGUUUUGGGUGAGUCUUUCCUCUCUACACUCUCAUGAUGACUUCUACCCUUUCCGUGCUGCCCAGGUGAAGAGUUUUUUGACCUGUAACUAUGCAGCAGGGUAACAGAAGAGGAAAACAACGAAUAUUAAACAACAUUUCUUUCAAAUUCAUUUCCACUUGUGCUAGGAAGGGAGGAGUAAGAGUGUUACUUCCAAGAAGCAGUAGUUCCACAGCUCUCAGGAUGCAUAUUUGUAGCACCUGGGUAUUUGUUUGCAUUAAAGCACAAUAAAACAGCCAUAAAUUGAUUUUCAAAGAAUUAAUUUAGAUUACAGCUAAAAGAUACACUAAAGUGAUUUAUGUUCAGCUAGAGCACAUCAUGCUUGGCCGCAGUGCUGUUUGUGCAGCCACAACUGGCAGUGUAGCCUCCAAAUUCCAUUUCAAACAAAACAUUAAAAAAGCAUAUUAAAAUGCAAUGGUAAAAGCAGCCAGCCAAACAAAAGAACAAUUUUUGAUGUUCUUAUUUAAGAUAAUAUCCGGAGGCCACAGUUUAUCCUCUGUAUAAACUCACACAGCCCUGGUUAAAAGGGAACAGAAAUAAAUACCAGUUGUCAGAGAGUUUAGUGUAAUAGAGAGUCAUUGGACGUUACCUGAAGAUUAGAGCUUAUCAUGGCAGGGAUUUCUUUAAACUGCUAUUUCAGACAUUUUCCUUUUAGGCCAAUAUUUUCUUUUUAACAGAGGCGUGAGUCUAAGCAAAAUCAAGCCUCCUUCAUAAGAGGAGUAUGCUUCAGUGUGUUUAUGGACCCUUUAAAAGUAAUCCAACUUCAUAUUUAGGAAUCAGGGACCAUAACUGAAAACUGUUUCCCUAAAGAAUGUGAUUUAUAAAGGAAUUUCAGGCAUGUAUACAUGCCUUUUGCAGCUGUUUGAUGAAUGCAGCAGCUGUAUUUCACCAGUUGUGUUUUUGUGAUGUGUCUUUUUUCUGUCCUGGAAGGGGCUCUUCUGCCGUCUGCUGUCUAAAAUAAACGGUGGAAUGCAUGUACUGGAUUUUAAAAGGGAAAGUCUGCCAUACCCACUGCCAUCUAGCCCUUCUCUCAUCCCUGCCUCACAGCUUAACGUGUGGUCUAUGGGAAGAAGGAAUCCCAGAACGAUUGGUUUUGGGAACGCUCCUGUGUCCAGAGCAGUGACGUUUGUCCCAGCCGCAGCCUUCAGAGCCCUGGGCCAGCCUGGAAGGUUGUGUAAACCACUGAUCUCCAGCGACUCUGCUCCCAAAGACAUUAAUCCGGCAAUUACCAGUCUAAAUGAGGAAUUAAGAGAUCAUUAGCAUAUUCAUUAAUGAUAACAACACAGUAUUAUGGAAAUGAAUACUCACAGUCUCAGCCACGCUAAAUGCUCCUGGAAAUGUCUUUAGUAGUCUCCUGCAAAAUGUCAGACUUUCUGCACUUAUUGCUGCCAUAUGUGGCAGAUUCAACUCCUCCUAACAUGCCAAUUGCAGUAAUAAAUGUUUAACUUGUGUAAAUGUUUUGAUGCAGAAACAGUUUUCAGUCUACUUCGUAAAGUGGAAAGGUGCUGCCACGAUGCACAUGGUGCUUAUUUUUGGAUUUAUGAUGACAUGGUCAACCUCAGUCUUGCACAAUUAAGUGAUCCUGAUUUCCUAGUAAGUCAUUGCAGCUCCAGCUGCUGCUCCCUAAUUCGCUGCCAGAUCCACCUCAUCACCCUCUUCCAUGCCUCUUUCUGUGAUUUGCUUUAAGGCAUUGUAUGUGUUUGACUGUAAGCAGAAGAAUCGUUGUAUAUUUUGCUAUUGUCUGUGAACUGCUACCUAGUUUUUGCACCAAGGCUAAAGCAAAAAGCUGUAAAACAGUCCCAAAAUCUCCCAGUCCUCUGGGCUCUGAGCCUGGGAGGAAGGGAGCUGCGGGCAGCCGGUGUGCCUUUUUCCAUAAUGAGUGUAAUAAUAACGCAGGGACCGAGUUCCUGCUCAGCGCUGCUGCAUGAGUCAGUGUCCUGUACUGGAUGUUAUUAGGGAUUUCUGGUUUUGUGCUUAUUUAUUUUUGUGUAAUUUUAAUCUAAUUCUGUACUGGGCUCCCCCAGCCAGGGCAGCUGAGCUGCCAUGACUUCUGCACUCCCUCCCCAUCGGGCUGCAGUGACAAACGGAGGGAUCCUCUCUCUUGAGAAAAAAACACAGCAGUUCCUUCAUCUCUGCUCACUUCUGCUGGCUUGCACCGAGAGGCCUGGCGUGCGGAGGGGAGGUUCUGCAGGCAGAAGAGCAUCCUGGCUGCCACUCUGUGCUGGAUCCUAAAUCUACAUCUCAAACCUUACUUGAGAAGACCAGCAACGCUGCACAUCUCCCUGGAUCCGGUUCUUUGAGUCUUCCACCCAAGGGCUGUGCAACCUCACUGUGCCUAGCCGCCUGCUGCCAGCGCCCUGGUGUUGAUGGUAGGAGUUUUUAAGGAGGUCAAAGUCAUCACCCACGUGACUGGACUGUUGGAGACUGCUGGUCUACAAGAAGAUCACAGAACAGAAACUGGAACAAGAGGAAACCCUGUUAGUUGAGGGUGAAACUCUUCAGGCAGAUAGUUUGUUUCAGGGCAUUAUCUUCUGGGUUUUCUUUCACAUGCUUUGGAAAGGUGAUUAAGUGAUUGAGGUGAUUUAAACUUUAUUUUAAUAGCAUUAGCUGAGCUAAUGAAGCUGCCAUGGAGAUAGCAGUCAUCUACUGCUAAUGCCAUACAAGGUGCUUUGUAUCUGUAGAGCUUGUUGUGCUUUGCGGAGUCUCAGUCUAGGAUGCCAAUAUUGAUGUACGUGUCCGCACUAGAGGGUUUUACAUGUCUGCUAUGCUGGCAUAGCUGGAAGGGUCGAUCUCUUCAGUGCAGAUGAGGCACUGUGCCUUUGCACUUUGAAUAACUUUGUUACAUCCCAAGAAUUACUUGCACUCAGUUGUCAUGUUUGUAAGCCUUUGGCGGAGCAGCUGCACAUGUGAGAAGCUACCUGUCUUUAUUAUUUCAAUCAAAUUCCACCUGAGGUGGAAAUCAUUUUGGGUCUUGCUUUUUCUUUUGAGAUGACCGCAAUGCUAAAAGUGAGGCCUCUGGCUAAGUAAAAUGGUGAAUAUUUAAUACAUACACAUAUGUAUUUAGUGCAUAAUAUAAUUAGUACCUUUCUAUUGUAUUUUAUAAAUUGGCACGUUGCUAUUUCUCUAAUGUGCAAAUACACAGAAUAUUACAACAUUUGAUGGAGAUUUGAUGGAGAAUCAAAUCCCUAUUGUGGAAAUGUACUGCCUAAAAUAUUUGGAUUGCCGAUCUCUGCAGCUCUGAAAGCACUUUGUUCUUAGUCCAGCUCCCAAGUGAUCUCAAGACUCCACAGGACAAUAGGGAACCAAACAUUUUGCUGGACUUGGGUCCAAGUUUUUAAUGUCUAAUCUUUGUCUUUAGGAAUAAAAUUUUGUGUAUAUUUGAAGUGCAGCUGAAACAUGCUUAGAGGGGUGAAGCUCCCCUUUUUCUGGUAAGCACAUGGUGAUUUGAUUUCAUCACCUCUGGUUGCUGACAAUCGUUUCUGGUACCAUGGUAUGCUCUGGGAUAUGAUUCCUGAAUUAUUUUAAAUUCAGAGUGAUUUUAGAUAUUAUUCGUGACAUAAUGUUGUGCACAAUAAAUAAUAUGGCAAAAACUGCCUGGAGCAGCUUUUUCACAUUUGGGAAUCCAUUUAAACAAACGUGACUUCGUGAAUGGAACAGGCCACGUUGGUUGGCUGACCUGAGCAGUUUACAGAAGUAGUUUAUUUCAAAAUAGUUUGCAGAAGUUGCAUAGCACGUAUAAGAGAUCGCCUUUUUACUGAUUUAUCUGUGCGGUACAAAUGAGGUGUAACAUUUCCCCCGGUCUGGUGCUGGGAUCCGUGGUGCUGGGGAAGCUGCCUGCUGCGGGACUUUGCUUCGUGCUGGGUGUGUGUUUGCCAACACAGACUUCACUUCGCCUUGGGCACAGCCUGAGAAGAGAUGCGAUGCCAUCAACUCCUCGUUGAGGGCUGUACUUGCUGACCAAAAUUUGCCACGAGAGCUGUAUUUUGUCAGUUGUUAUGUCAUACCAACAAAACGUAACAAUGGGUUAACAAUGGGUCUGCUUAUUGUUGCCUUUCCUUUACACUGUCUCCGUCUGCUAGUUCUUUAUCAAUUGUCAUUUUAAAAUGCUAAUGUGCCUUAUUGUCAUUGUAGAAGAUGUUAGCACAGCAAUUUUCUAUCAAACGUGGUAAAAUCUUUGUGAUUUCUUUACCAUCAUUAAAAGAUAUUUAUGGUUUUUUUUUUCCUGCUGUCAGACACAUGCUUGAUGCCUUAGAAGAUGUCACAGCUAUUAAUUUUAAGAGGAAAAACCACACAUAUCUGAACAGUGAACUCCUAAUCCCUGUUUCUCUCGCUAGAUGCAGCAGACCCUGUGGUAAAGCCUGGUGUACACACGGCUGCGUGCACAUCCUUAUUCCCUAAGCUAGAGCAUGACGUAUUUCAUAAACUAGAGCAUAGCGUUCUCCUGGACUUGUGUGUAUUUGGUACGCGGUGGCACACGUGGAAGUUUCCUGCCAACGUAAAACAGGGCACUGGCUGACGAUACACGGACAGCAGCAGGCUUCACCUGUUUUUGGUGCUCUGAGCAGCUGGGCUGCUGUUUGUGUCCUGAAGGGACAUGGCCAGCAGGAAGAAAAGCGAUGCCAACCCUGUGCUGUGUCAGGGUGAGCAGCACCCACCUGUGGGCCAGGUGCAAAUUCCUAAGCUGCAGGAAACAACAGCUUUGCUCAGGUUCGGUGCUGUGCUGUAAGGUACGUGUGCUUGUAGCACAUGGUAUCCACCCUUGUGGCUGUAAUAAAUCGCUGCAAUGUGUUUCGGGGUUAUUUGACAUAGCAGUUAUAUGCCCUGGUCAGGUCAUGGCCAGUAAGAGUUGGAGCAAAAAUAGACCAGCUUUGGGAGCAGUUCUGGGCAGUUACUGUAAGCAUGCGUGCCCUUGUGUUACACAAAGGAUUUUCUUGAUCCAGCUUUUACCUGAGGGCACCUUUUACCUUAGGAAACCUCAGAGCACUGCUGUAGUUCCUGCGUCGGUGCCAAGAGUGGUAGGAGCGUUCAGUUUCAGGUAAUGCCGGCAGGAGCUCUGUGCUCUCCUGAAAAGCACAGGACAGCCGUUGCCUUUAGCGGAGCACUGCUGAUGCCUGCUGAUGCAGAGCCCAGACGAUGGGCUUCUGUCAGGAGCACCCUUUGCUGGUGCCACGUGCGGCUCUGCCUUCCCUGCAGACAACCGUAAUUGUCUCCAUACGUGCUCCCGUGCCAGAGGAGACUCCCCAGCCACAUCUCCUUCUGUUAAAAAUCUGCUAGCAGAUCCAGUCUCAUCGUAUGGUGGGUGGUUAGAGAUGUGCUCCAGUUUCCGUGCUUCUUACCCCCUGCUGGGGCAUCUUUGAUUCCUGGGGCACUGAGAUGUGACCUCUGCAGGGUCCCUCCCCGCGGCUGUGGUGCAGGGAGCUCAGGAACCGCGCCGGGGCUGCUGUGGAGCCGUGGGGCACGGCUGCGGUGCUGGGAAAGUUGGAUUCAUCUCAAAUAGGGUGACCCCGUGGGCCGGCCGGCAGCUAAAGGGGCCGGUGGCAGCCAGCACGGCCUCGGGAGCACGGAGGGCUCGCAGGUAAAACAAACGGGCCCAGCCUGAAAUGAUGCUGAGCAACCUGGGCCAAGUGCCAAUGCGGUAUGAAAUACUAAUGUGUCUCCCUGCUUUUAUUUCAUUGCAUACAUCUCUAAUCAAUUUAAUCAGCUUACAGAGCCAUUAUAGAAUUUUCAGUUAUUAGCUGGAUAAUUUGGAAAAGGGUCAUAAGCACUGGGCAUUUAUCACGCAGGAAAAAGCAGGAAAACAGCAACAACCUGCUGUGAAGUUAGCAAGGCGUUGUUUUCAUCCUCCUUACAUAGGCUGGGAUCGCUCCCCAAAUCCUCUAGCUGAUGUGCUGUGAAGUGCUGGUCUCUUUCUGUGUCCUACGAGUGGGCAUCCGUGUUGGGGAAAGGACCUGGGGCAGGGCAUGUCGGGGGGACCCAAUCUGUGGGGUCCUCGAUAGGCUGCCAGGCGGUGUUUGACCUCUGUGGCCAAAGAUGCUCUUCUGCAUCCGUUUAGCUCUGCUAUCCCUACACCGAAUCCCUUUCCAAGGACGUAUGCUCCAUCUUGCAUCUUCCAAAAUACACUAAAAAAAGCAUUCCUUGUCUGUCUUCACAGCUAAUUGCUGGGAGAGAGCAGUAGUCCAAAUUAUCAUUAGCAGUCCUCUUUAUCAUUGUUUAUUUGUAGGCUCCUUGGACCUUCUCAAGCUUUAGAGCGGAGUGACUGCAUUAACAAGUGCAGUCAGCGGGUGACACUCCUGGCCUCACAUUUUCUGAAGAGAACUUUUCUCUUUGUCUUGCAUGCUCUGCUGUGACCCCUGCACAUUAUCAUAAACUGCCCUGCAAAAUAACAGGAGGCUGCAAAAAGUGUUUUAUUUUCUGGGAUGACCUAGUGUACUGCUUCCACAUUCUCUGGCUUUAUC
Messenger RNA from Cygnus atratus (black swan), 11686 nucleotides. Its product is annotated as sulfate transporter. Gene Ontology annotation, cellular component: membrane. The coding region runs from base 695 to 2842 and encodes 715 amino acids. Gene Ontology annotation, biological process: transmembrane transport. The transcript is spliced from 3 exons. Gene Ontology annotation, molecular function: oxalate transmembrane transporter activity; bicarbonate transmembrane transporter activity; secondary active sulfate transmembrane transporter activity. The record is from RefSeq and is a predicted model, not a curated record. NCBI's taxonomy places the organism in Eukaryota, Metazoa, Chordata, Aves, Anseriformes, Anatidae.